CUGAACACAGACUGGAACAAAUAUGAUGACAGGUUAAUGAAAGCAGCUGAAAGAGGCGACGUGGAAAAAGUUUCAUCAAUCCUUGGCAAAAAAGGAGUCAGUCCUACUAAACUGGAUGUGGAAGGGAGAUCUGCAUUCCAUGUUGUAGCGUCGAAGGGAAACCUGGAUUGCUUGAACACCAUCCUUAUUCAUGGAGUUGAUAUCACAGCCACUGACGCUGCAGGUAGAAACGCAUUGCACCUAGCUGCAAAAUAUGGACAUGCUUUAUGUUUGCAGAAGCUGUUGCAGUACAACUGUCCAACGGAGAAUGUGGAUCUUCAAGGAAGAACUGCUCUUCAUGAUGCAGCUAUGUCAGACUGUUCCUCUAGCAUACAACUACUGUGUGAUCAUGGGGCCUCAGUGAAUUCAAAAGACGGAGACGGGAGGACACCGCUAGUGCUGGCCACUCAGAUGUGUCGUCCCACGGUUUGUCAGCUUCUGAUAGACAGAGGAGCGGAUGUUAAUGCCAGGGACAAACAGAACAGGACUGCCUUAAUGUUAGGCUGUGAAUACGGCUGCAAGGAUGCAGUAGAAGUUUUGCUCAAAAACGGUGCGGAUGUUAGUUUGACUGAUGGCCUUGGUCAUGACUGUGCUUACUAUGCCAGAAUUGGUGACAAUAUUGACAUUUUGGCUUUAAUAAAAGCUGCUCUUGAGGAUUCCAGCAAAGCAAGAGAUACCAUGAAGAAAGGGCAACCUGAACAAAAGAUUACUAAUAUGUCACAGAAGUGGAAUCGGCUGCAUGCGCAGGAGGAGGUGAAUGUCAGGCUGUAUCAGAAGGAACAUAACGCUCAGGAAUUGGAGUUAGAAAAUCAAGAUUUGAAAGAUCGAAUGAGAGAAGUACAAGAGGAGCAAAGGAUGCUGCUGGAUAGAAUCAGUGGGCUACAACUACAAUUGAAUGAGGAGCAAAUGUUUGCAGAUGAUCUUGAAAAUGAGAAAGAUGAGUUGAAGAAAAUCCUAACUACCAAGGAAAAACAACAGGAAGAAAGCUUAAGAACUAUUGAAGCACUUAAAGCUAAACUCAAAUAUUAUGAAGUUGACUUUGUAGGAUCUGGAAGUAACUUUGGUAAUAGAAAAGAAGAUAUAUUACUUAAGCAAGGCCAAGUGUUUGCUGUGGAAUCACAGUCUAGGUCAAUGCUGAGACCCCUGGAGCUCUCCCUGCCUAACCAAUCAUCCAGUUCCGAGAAGGAAGCUUUAAAGAAAGAACUUGACAACGUGAGGACCUGCUAUGGUGCGGCAAAAGAAGAAAUCGGCAAACUGCAGAGAGAACUUUCUCACAAGGUAUCUGAAUGCAAAGCUUUGGCAUCUGAGUGCGAAAGAACCAAGGCGGAAUCUGAUGGACAGAUAAAACAACUGGAAGAUGCUUUAAAAGAUGUGCAGAAAAGGAUGUUUGACUCUGAAGGCAAAGUUAAGCAAAUGCAGACCCACUUUCUUGCUCUGAAAGAUCACCUGACUAAUGAAGCUGCUUUGGGAAACAGUAAGCUAACAGAGGAGCUGAAAGAUCAGUUGAAAGAAAUGAAAACGAAGUAUGAAGGAGCCUCUGCUGAAGUGGGAAAACUAAGGAACCAGAUUAAGCAGAAUGAAUUGCUGGUGGCGGAAUUUAAGAGAGAUGAAGGAAGGCUAGUGGAAGAGAAUAAAAGGUUGCAGAAGGAACUUGUUAAGUUGGAGAUGGAACGAGAUAAAAGGGGAAGAAAUGUCAUGGAGUUAGAAGGGCAGCUCAAAGAAACAGCAGCAAAGUUAGCCCACUCUGUAACUUCAGAGAAAUUUGAAAACAUGAAGAGUUUGUUGUCAAAUGAAGUGAACGAGAAAGCAAGGAAGUUAGCAGAGAUGGAAGGAGAGCGUGACAAGCUGCAGGCAGAGAUUCUGCUUUUAAAGAGGGAAUCUGAGAGUCAGAAAGCUAAACUAGCUCAGCAUGUAAAGCCAGAAGACCACGAACAAAUGAGGAGUGGGUUUGAGCAAAAAAAUGAGGAACUUGAGAAGACAAUUUCUGAACUAUCACAGAAGAAUCAGACUCUACAGAUGGAACUUGAAAAAUUGCAGAUUGAUAACAAAAUGCUUAAGCAGCAAAUCCAAAUGCUAAAAACUGAAAUAAAAAGCCAGAAUGUGCCUUUAAAAAUUCAUGAAGAACUGAAGAAAACAAAUGAUCUGGCCGUUGGUGACCUGACCAAAAAGCUUUUUGAAAUAACAAAGAAGUACAAUGAAAGCAAAGCAGAAGCUGAAAAGUUGCUGGCAGAGAACAACCACCUAAGUGAGAAUAUCAGCCACUUCCAAGCUGUAUACCUGUCUCCAGAGCAGCACAAAAAAGAAGUGGAAGCCUUAAAAUCUAAUGGUCUUGAACUUGAAAAGCAGCUUGCUGAGCUUCAGAAAAAAUAUGAUGAUGAGCAAGCAAAAGCAUGCAAACUAGUCUCAGAAAAUGCAGUCAUAAGGGAGACUCUCAGGGAUCAGUAUGUGUUGGCUACAACACAUGAGGAGGUUAAAACAGCCUUGAAUAACACACUAGAGAAGACUAACAGGGAGCUGUCGGAUCUGAAGGAAAAAACUGAAGAGAUAAAGCAAGAAUUCCUGAGGGUAAAUGAAGAAAAUGGAACUUUGAAAAAUAAGGUGAAACUCUUACAGAAUCAAUUACAAACUGAGCAUAUAAGUUUAAAAGAUCAUGAAAGUACAGUGACUGCUUUAAAUAAAAGUAUGCAAGAACUUCAGGAGAACAAUGUUGCAAUUACGGCUGAAUAUAAGAGGGGUCAAGAAGAAAUUUUGCAGUUGCAUGCAGAAAUUGAAGCCCAAAAGAAGGAACUUGACACAAUUCAAGAAUGCAUUAAGUCAAAAUAUGCCCCAGUUGCCUCCUUUGAAGACAGAAAGCAAAGCUUUGAAGCCACAGUAAAGGAAUUAAAAGCACAGUUGCAGGAACAGAUGCAGAAGUACAGAGAAAGUGAGGAGGAAAACAAGAAGUGCAGACAGGAGAACGAAAAGCUCAAAAAUGGUGUUUUGUCCAUCCAAAAUGACUUGCAGCAGAACUAUAUCCUUGCUGAGAAAUCCCGUGAAAUGGAAAAAAUGUUUGCAAGCAAAAUGGAGGAGUUGAAUAAGCAGUUGAGGGAAUUGCUGCAGAAAUACACAGAUGAUAAAGAAAAAGAUGAGCUGCAAGAGAGUCCCAAGCAGCCCGUAACUCUGCAGGCUCAGCCCCUCACAGUAGAACAAAUUGAAGCCUUGAAGAAGGCUCUUGGUCACACGAUAGAGGAUCUAAAGGAAGCCCUCCGAAGUAAGAAGGAAUGUUAUGACAAAGAAACGCUAAAAGUAGGAGAUUUGUCAGGUCUAAAAGAGUCUUCAAUACCUUUGGUAGAAUAUACACAGAUGAAGGAAAUGCUAGAACAAGAAAUUGUAGUGAUCAAAAACAGCUUGAAAGAAAAGGAAGAAGAAAACAGAGUUAAAAAUGAGGAGAUCUUGAAGUUGCAGUCUGAGAUUCAGCUUACUCAACAAGCUUUAACAGACCUGGAGAGUAAAGAAGUGAUUGACAUGUCAGAAUACAAAUCCAUGAAAAGUGCUCUGGAGGCCCAGAUUAAUAGCAUAGCUGAGAACUUGUCCAAUAUGAAUAAAAAGUAUGAGGAAGCAUGUGAGGAGGCUUUGCAAGCUAAAAAGAGUGAGCUUUCUUUAAAGGAUGAAAAGGAGUUGCUUCAGUUACGGAGUUGUAGUAUUGAGCAAGAAAUUAAAGACCAGAAAGAAAGGUGUGAUAAAUCAUUGACAACAAUUAUUGACUUGCAGAAGAGAAUACAGGAAUCUGCAAAGCAGGUGGAAGCCAAGGAUAACAAGAUAACAGAGCUGCUUAAUGAUGUAGAGCGGUUAAAACAAGCUCUUAAUGGCUUGUCUCAGCUUACAUACACCUCCGGAAUUCCCUCAAAGAGGCAGAACCAGCAGGUUGAAAUGCUCCAGAACCAAGUGAAAACACUACAACAGCAGCUAGCUGAUGCGAAAAGGCAGCAUCAAGAGGUAGUUUCGGUUUAUCGGACGCAUCUUCUUAGUGCUGUACAGGGUCACAUGGAUGAAGAUGUCCAAGCUGCUUUACUACAGAUCAUUCGAAUGAGACAGGGACUUGUUUGCUGACGGGCUUAGUGCCAUUGCUCUUGAAGGCUGCUGCAUCUUGUACGAGUGCUGUGAUUACGGUAGUGAUAACCUUCAUGAGAUUUAUAAAAUUAUGAUAAUAUAGCU
Balearica regulorum gibbericeps (East African grey crowned-crane) is the source of this 4233-nucleotide messenger RNA. The record is from RefSeq and is a predicted model, not a curated record. Lineage: Eukaryota; Metazoa; Chordata; Aves; Gruiformes; Gruidae.